UAGCAUGGCAUAUUGGCAACCUUGCAUGUAAGUGCGGGCCUGCUGCCGCUCUGGCGUUUUCGCGUUUUUCAUCCGUGUGUGAACAAAGUCUGCCGCAUCAAAGCGCACUUUCUUUGUUUUCUGGCACUGUAAAACACCUUCUUUCCUCGAACUUCCGGAGCAUUCAAUCGGUAGAGUGUAAUAUUUGUGCAGAACUACGGUGGACACGGCCUGUGGGACUUUAUUUGGAUCGUUCAGAGGUUUUUGUGACCCUCUAAAAUGGUUAAUACCGACAAGCAGCAGCCGCAGGAGGACGAGAAUACUAUUGCCGAUAAUACGGUUGUGCAAAAGUACAAAACAGCUGGGGCAAUCGUGAACAAGACCCUCCAAAACCUGAUUCAGUCAUGUAAAGUAGGAGCAUCGGCAAAAGCACUCUGCCAGAAGGGCGACAAUCUGCUGGAACAGGAAGCGAACAAGAAAUAUAAAAAUGAGGAUGACAUGAAAAAAGGAAUCGCGUUUCCGACCUGUCUUUCGGUAAACAAUUGUAUCUGCCAUUUCUCGCCAUCGAAGAACGAUCCGGAUUAUACGCUUAAGGCGGGUGAUGUAGUGAAGAUCGAUCUUGGAGCGCACAUUGACGGUUUCAUUGCUGUGGCAGCGCACACAAUUGUAGUGGGAGCGAAUGCGGAAAACAAAUGCAAGGGACGUGCCGCCGACGUCGUGUUAGCCGCGUACAAUGCCAGCCAAGCGGCACUCCGUCUGCUGAAGGACGGCACUAGUAACUAUGCCGUGACAGAUGCCGUCCAAAAGAUUGCCAACGAGUACAAAUGCAAACCGAUCGAAGGCAUGCUGAGCCAUCAGCUGAAGCAGUUCAAGAUCGACGGUGAGAAGACGAUCAUCCAGAAUCCGACUAUUGCACAGAAAAAAGAACACGAAAAGUGUCAGUUCGAGAAGUACGAGGUGUACGCGAUGGAUGUGCUUGUCAGCACCGGAGAGGGUUUGGGCAAGGAACUGGGCACUAAGGUUUCAAUCUAUAAGAAAACCGAAGAGAAUUAUUUGCUCAAACUGAAGGCAUCUCGUGCGUUCUAUGCUGAGGUUAAGAAAAAGUACGGCACAAUGCCGUUCAACUUGCGUAAUUUCGAGGAAGAAGCCAAGGCCAAAAUGGGAGCUAAUGAGUGCGUAACCCACAAGCUGGUCGAGCCAUUCCAAGUAUUAUAUGAAAAACAUAAUGAAAUCGUCGCCCAGUUCAAGAACACCGUAUUGAUUUUGCCAAACGGCUUGCAAAUCGUGACGAGCAAUCCGUUCGAUUCGGCCUGCUUCGAGAGCGAAUAUAGCGUACAGGACGAAGAAAUGAAGAAGCUGCUGGAAAGUGACCUGGUACUGGCUGACGCUAAAAAGUCUGCUCUGGCUAAAGCGGCAUUGGCAGCUGGUAGCGCAUCAGCAGCGGCUAAUGCUGGUAGUGCCCCUCCAGCCGAUGGCACCCAGCAGGGAAGUGGAGCUGCAAAGGAUAAGAAGAAAAAGAAGAAGAAGAAUAAGGCUGCCACAGCAACCGCAGAGUCUGGAGCUGGAGAUGCUGCGGCCACCGAUGUCAGUUCGAAAAAACCGACGCAGGCCAAUAAAGAGAAUACCGCAGGCACCAAGCCAUAGUAAUACCACAGCUGAGUUUCCUUUCCUAUCCCGUUCAUUUUGCUGAUGCUCUUGAUAUCCUUAAAGUUUGUUUUUGUUUUCUACCCGAACCGGCCCAUCCUUUCCUAUUUUUCCCUUUCCAAAAAUCAUUCUGCACUGGAGAAUUCUGAUUCACGAAUACUGCCGAUUCGGGGCGGUUUAGAACUAAGUCUUGGAUUCUCCUGCUGUGACUGACUUGCGUAGUGUUUGUUGAUGCGAGCAAAUGCUGUGAAGAGUUUCUCAGCGAAAAAAUAAGGAAGAUGUUACAUUCUUUAGAAUAAGCCUGAUUCGAUGGUUUUUGAGUCCAGUCUAGAGGUGACUGUUGCUCACCGGAAGCAGUAGCAAUAAUUGCGUUGAAAAUUGGGUUUUGUGCUACAAAACGAAAAGUUUAGGCAUUGAGUGGAUAGUAUCUAAAAAAUAUAUAUAUUUGGAAAUCCACAGUAAGUCAAAUCCCUCGUACUAGCAUCGUUCAUACUUUAGAAAUGGAAAAGUAUUUAGGUGACAGCUUGUGAAAUAGCAUGCUACUUUAGAAACUUGGUAAAGCCGUGUUGAAAAUAACAGAAUAAAAAUCCCAUUCAUUCAUAUUGUAUAAAAGAGUCAUAACCGAUUUGGAAUCGUUUCGAAGAAUGUAAUUUCGUUUUUUUUUCUGAAAUAAAUAUGACAAAACCCGUUGAA
Messenger RNA from Wyeomyia smithii (pitcher-plant mosquito), 2316 nucleotides. Its product is annotated as proliferation-associated protein 2G4. The coding region runs from base 259 to 1623 and encodes 454 amino acids. The record is from RefSeq and is a predicted model, not a curated record. The transcript is spliced from 6 exons. Lineage: Eukaryota; Metazoa; Arthropoda; Insecta; Diptera; Culicidae.